Zingiber officinale is the source of this 3112-nucleotide messenger RNA. RefSeq lists its product as uncharacterized. Bases 701 to 2899 code for a protein of 732 amino acids. The record is from RefSeq and is a predicted model, not a curated record. NCBI's taxonomy places the organism in Eukaryota, Viridiplantae, Streptophyta, Magnoliopsida, Zingiberales, Zingiberaceae. The transcript has 4 exons.
CAAGCCAUAGGCGCAUGGCGGGGUAAACCCCAGGCCGUCAGUUCCUGAGAAUCGACCCCUGGCCAUUAUGCCAGAGAUAUUAUGCGUCCACCGUCUGCGCUACGCUCUGGAGGCUUGUAGUAGUAUCAAACGCAAAGUUGUACACUUCCAAUGGCAAAUCAUGACAUCUUGUUAGCAACAACACAAGAUAUACAGCCUCAGCAAGACAUGGCUUAAUGAUGAAAGGUGGAGGUAAUCAUGGCGGCAUCUAAUGUUUUAGGCAAAGUAGAAGAGGAGGAGGCCACUUUAUUGAACUACUCCAUGUUAAUCUUCCACCCACAGGAACAUCAAUAAUUAGCUCAGUAUUAAGAAUUAAAAAGUCUCUAAGACACUCUAAGCCAAUUACUUGUAUAUGUAUAUUUGUCAUCAAGUAAGCUUGAAGAACACAGUUGGAAGUUUUGUUUAUGAAGCUAUCAUGUCUUGCCUUGGGAUCAGCUUCAAUGCUGAUCAAAGCUGGAAAUGCUAGCAAUUCAGACUAGAAAAGAAAGAAGCUAACAGGAUAGAAUAAUACAUGGACAGUCUACCUUUUGCCAAAAGAAAGGAGCAAGAAAAGUGUUUUGCUUUAUAAAAGCCUUGAAUCAGUCACCAACAAAUUGAUGAGCCAUGAGGAAUUUUUGGCCACCGGCAAACGGGUGAUCAUUAGCAUGAAUUGUUAGACAGAAUGAGUAAUGAGAUGGGGAACCAAAAUGUCACUGGCAUUCAAGGUGAAGAGAUUGAAGCUGAUACCACCUCAAAUGUUGAAGAUGGCUACAAUGGAAAUGGGAAAGAGGAAAUAGGAUCCAAUUUUCAUGAUCUUCCACCAUCUGAUGACAAGCAGCAGAUACUAAAAGGAGAAGAAAAGAAGAAAGGAGAAUACUCAACUCCAUUGAUAGAUCUUAUCUUCUCAGACGGAGAAGAGAUUCUGACUAGUAACACUGAUGCUUUAAAAUCUAAUGAAAAUGCUGAUGAACUAGAUAAUUCUUCAAUCCACAUGAGCGAUUGCACAAUGCAAGAGGAAAAAGCAUUGUUGACAGAGUCUAUUGAAAUUGUUCCUCUGGUUGAUGCUGAGAAAGAGUGUCUGCAUAGAGAAGAUGAUCAAAAUGGAACGGAAGAGCUAUCCAAAAUAGAGCCUACUGACAAUGGUGCAUCCAUAGUAGUGACACUUGAUGAUCUUGAAGUAGGCACAUGCAGCAUUCAGGUUACUCAAAUAAAACAAGAAAUAGAGAACAUGUCCGAGACUGAGGUAGAAAAUCAACUUGAGUUUGAUUUUAGUUCAGUAGUCGUCUCUGACAAUGUUAUGUCAGUAAGUGAACUGAUAGCUACUCCAGUCUCAAAUGGAAUGGAAGAAAAGGAAAUGAGCUAUGAAAGUGAAUCACAAAAUAAGGAAUGCCAACCAGUCCAGGACAUCAAAUUAGAAGGGCAAAGUUUAUUUGAAUUACCAUCGUCUUUGUUCAGUUCUGAUGCAGUAAUGAGGGAAGAGAUAGCGAUAGUCGAUCAUGAUUCAGUUGGCAUGGCAAGUAGGGAUAUGAUGAACUUUGAAGAGAAGGAAGUCGGGCCGAGGCUAAAUUUAGUAGAAAAAGAAGUGCAAUCUGUGUCGCCACCAUCCGAACCACAUGAGCUGAGGCUUAAUGUUGCUCAGGAAGAUCAAGGGUUGCAGAAAUGUUCAGAAGAGCAGGGAAAACCUGCAGAGGAUUCUGAAACAACGAUCGAAAGGCAUCUGAUUUCCACUUGUCUUGCUAGGGAAUGUCCAGACAUCUACUUGGAGCUCCCAAACUUUUCAAUGCCACAGUCUUCAGUUCACGUGGAACGAUCCGAUACUGAAUUCAUUGUUAUUCAGCCGGAUAACAGAUUGCCUGAGUUGUUGAAGGAUCUUGAAUGGGAAAAUGCUGCAGAAAAACUUCUGGAUCAAAGUGUUCCAAAUUCCAAAAUUUCUGAUAGUGAAUGCCUUGACAUUGAUUUCAAGGUCCUAGAAGUUAUUGAGGAAACUACCGAUUUUGGACAAAGUCAAUCGGUUUUACCAGUGAGCAGUAUGGAAGUUAAACCAGUUGUGCAAGUCGAAAAUGGUGAAAAGGUUUUGGAUUCUGUGGCAGUGUCAAACACUGGAGCACAAGAGCAGUGCCUUCAUGUAACUACACAUAAUGAUGGCAUAAAUCCUGAAACAUUUGGGAGCAACGAAGAGUUCACUUUUGAACAAACUCAAAAUCAGAUGAUCUUACUGACGAGCAAGAUUGAAACAAGAGAAGAAGUUGUAUCAAUGCAGAAGAUGGAAAAUGAAGAUGGUCCCAAGAAUUAUGAGCCUGCGGUCGAGUUUAAGACUGAAACAUACACUGAAGAACAAAGAUGCAGUGUUCAUACAUCUGAAUCAGAUACAGGUAACGUCCAUGAAGCAUUCAUUCUUCAACGGUAUCGAGAAAUAACAAGUGAAGGAACUUUACUGAUGAAGCAGGAAGAUCUAGAAGAAGGUUCUGACAUCCCUGCAAUAGAAAAUACAAAUAGUCAAAAUGGUUCAUUAAGCAGUAACGCAGCACAGGUGGUUUGUGUCAAACAAUCUGAAGGAAAUCCUUUAGAACAAGAAGUCGUCAAUGCGAUGAUACAUUCAAACAAAGAUGAGUCGGAAACUUGCAAUGACCACAUUGCAGUGGAAAGAAGUGAUUCAAGGAAACUGGAAACGCCACUUCUCAGCUUCAUGAAGGAAGAAGCUCAAGUUAUGGACACAUUUGAGAAGAAGGAAGACAUAGACAUCAAUUUGAACAACAAUGAGGGGGAUGGCGGGAAGCCGCGGUGCGAUGAGAUCCCCACAACACCAAGUGGAAAAGGGAAGCAAAAGCAUAGGUCUUCCCUCUUCGGCAACUGGAUCUGCUGCACAACAGCCACGGAUUAACUACUUCGGCUCAUGAUGCCACGUAAGAAAUUUGAAGAUGUUUGUUGUCUGAGCAAAGAUUUCUGUGACUGCUUCAGACAGAGUUUUUAUUUUGUUUCAUAUUUUUUUUUUCGUUUUUGAUGGGAUUGUGAGAGGUUUGGAUUUAAGGUUUGAAUGUAUCACAAACAAAUGAAUUUUAUCUAUCUAAAAUGCGGGCUAUGAUUCACGCAUCAA